Messenger RNA from Emys orbicularis (European pond turtle), 2059 nucleotides. RefSeq names its product kinesin light chain 1 (gene KLC1). Gene Ontology annotation, cellular component: kinesin complex; cytoplasm. Bases 146 to 2059 code for a protein of 637 amino acids. The transcript is spliced from 16 exons. NCBI's taxonomy places the organism in Eukaryota, Metazoa, Chordata, Testudines, Emydidae. Gene Ontology annotation, molecular function: kinesin binding. Gene Ontology annotation, biological process: microtubule-based movement. The record is from RefSeq and is a predicted model, not a curated record.
GCAGCCGGCGGGUGGGGAGGCCGCCGGGGUUGGUGGUGCUGCCCCGCUCCCCCUGACAUCCCCUCCAGUUCCUUCCCGGGGUGAGCGGCCCCGGCCGCCUCGCCGAGCCCUGCGCGCAUCGCCGCAGCCUGCAGCACCCGAGCGAAUGUAUGACAAUAUGUCCACAAUGGUGUAUCUAAAGGAAGAGAAGUUGGAGAAGCUUACUCAAGAUGAAAUAAUUUCUAAAACUAAGCAGGUGAUUCAGGGACUAGAGGCACUGAAGAAUGAACACAAUUCCAUUUUGCAGAGCUUACUUGAGACACUGAAAUGUUUGAAGAAAGAUGAUGAAACUAAUCUGGUGGAAGAAAAAUCAAACAUGAUUCGAAAGUCGCUGGAAAUGUUGGAACUUGGACUUAGUGAAGCACAGGUAAUGAUGGCCUUGUCAAAUCACUUAAAUGCAGUGGAAUCAGAGAAGCAGAAAUUGCGUGCUCAGGUUCGCCGGCUAUGCCAGGAAAAUCAGUGGUUGCGUGAUGAACUAGCCAGUACUCAACAGAAAUUACAGAAGAGUGAACAGUCUGUGGCUCAGCUGGAAGAAGAAAAGAAACACUUGGAAUUCAUGAAUCAGUUAAAAAAAUAUGAUGAUGAUAUUUCUCCAUCAGAAGACAAAGACACAGAUUCUACCAAAGAACCUCUGGAUGACCUUUUCCCCAAUGAUGAAGAUGACCCAGGGCAAGGAAUCCAACAGCAGCAUAGCAGUGCAGCAGCGGCUGCUCAACAAGGGGGCUAUGAAAUUCCAGCAAGAUUAAGGACUCUUCAUAAUCUGGUUAUCCAGUAUGCUUCCCAAGGUAGAUAUGAGGUUGCUGUACCCCUGUGUAAACAAGCACUUGAAGAUCUGGAGAAGACUUCAGGUCAUGAUCAUCCUGAUGUUGCCACUAUGCUAAACAUACUUGCUUUGGUGUACAGGGACCAGAACAAAUACAAAGAUGCAGCAAACCUCUUGAAUGAUGCCUUGGCUAUUCGUGAAAAGACUUUGGGCAAAGAUCAUCCAGCGGUGGCAGCUACUCUAAACAAUCUUGCAGUGCUUUAUGGUAAACGAGGAAAGUACAAGGAGGCAGAACCUUUGUGUAAGAGAGCUUUGGAGAUCAGAGAAAAGGUCCUGGGGAAGGAUCACCCAGAUGUUGCCAAACAGUUAAAUAACCUGGCCUUACUGUGUCAGAAUCAGGGUAAAUAUGAAGAGGUGGAGUACUACUAUCAAAGGGCACUUGAGAUCUACCAAACUAAACUAGGACUGGAUGACCCAAAUGUAGCAAAAACAAAGAAUAAUCUGGCAUCCUGCUAUCUGAAACAGGGAAAAUUUAAGCAAGCAGAAACUUUAUACAAAGAGAUUCUUACUCGUGCACAUGAAAAGGAAUUUGGCUCUGUAGAUGAUGAAAAUAAACCCAUCUGGAUGCAUGCUGAGGAGAGAGAAGAAUGCAAAGGAAAGCAAAAAGAUGGCUCAUCCUUCGGAGAGUAUGGUGGUUGGUACAAAGCUUGCAAAGUUGAUAGUCCAACAGUAACAACUACCUUAAAGAAUCUUGGAGCACUUUACAAACGUCAAGGCAAGUUUGAAGCUGCUGAAACAUUAGAAGAGGCAGCAGUGAGAUCUCGUAAGCAGGGUCUUGACAAUGUUCACAAACAGAGAGUUGCUGAAGUGCUAAAUGACCCCGAGAGCAUAGAAAAAAGGCGAAGCCGAGAAAGCCUCAAUGUAGAUGUGGUAAAGUACGAAAGUGGCCCUGAUGGAGGCGAGGAAGUGAGUAUGAGCGUAGAAUGGAAUGGGGAUGGCACUGGAUCUUUAAAACGCAGUGGUUCCUUUAGCAAGCUCCGUGCUUCAAUUAGACGCAGCAGUGAGAAGCUGGUUAGAAAGCUGAAGGGAGGAAGUUCACGAGACAGUGAACCAAAGAAUCCUGGCAUGAAGCGUGCCAGUUCUCUGAAUGUUCUUAACAUGGGUGGCAAGGCUACUGAAGAUCACUUUCAAGAACGAAAUAAUUGUCUGACAGACUCAAGGGCUCUGAGUGCCAGUCACACUGAUUUGGCACACUGA